This is a messenger RNA of Microthlaspi erraticum, 363 nucleotides long. NCBI's taxonomy places the organism in Eukaryota, Viridiplantae, Streptophyta, Magnoliopsida, Brassicales, Brassicaceae. The record is from the annotation of a GenBank genome assembly.
AUGAUAAGGACAACUAAGCCUCCAGUGACGCUUAAAGAUUAUGACUGUACAUGGGAAGAAACAUUAGACGAAGAAAGUGAUUUUGCUGAAGAAGAUUUUACAGGUUUCUUACGUUUGUUAUCUGAAGAUGGAAGUUCAGAACUUCAAGACUUUCAGGCAACAAUGAUUGAUACUAACAGUGAUAAAUGGAUGGAAGUAGCAGGUGACGAGUAUCACUCGCUGAUGAAGAAUAUGACUUGGGUUCUAAUUGCAAGGCCAGUUCAGAAAACCAUUGGGUGUAAAUGGAUAGUCACUAGAAAACCAGGAAUUGCUGGAGUUGAGAAUCCGAGGUUUAAAGCUCGGUUAGUUGCAAAGGGUCUCUGA